Adineta steineri is the source of this 837-nucleotide messenger RNA. Lineage: Eukaryota; Metazoa; Rotifera; Eurotatoria; Adinetida; Adinetidae. The record is from the annotation of a GenBank genome assembly.
AUGAUAAAUACAUAUGUUCAUGUAUCUACAUUAGCUAAUGCUGUUGAUUCUCGUCUCCGACUUUAUCUAGGUGAUAUACUCGAUUUUGAUAUUGAAUCUGUUAUACCUGAUAGUAUUACAAGUCAACGUGGUUCAUGGGAAUCUAAUGAAUCUUCUUCAUUAUCACCAAUUCAUUUAGUUGGAAAUCUUCCAUUUAAUAUUGCUAUUCCACUUCUUAUACGUUGGUUACAACAAGUAUCAACUCAAUCCGGUCCAUUUUCAUAUGGUUAUCGAAUACCAAUAACAAUUUGUAUGCAAGAAGCUGUUGCUGGCCGAAUUGUAUCCGAUGCAUUAAUGGAUCAACGUGGUCGUUUAUCAAUUAUUUUUCAAAAUUGGUUUGAUUGUCGUAUUAAACAUAUAUUUUCUGGUCGAGCAUUUGUUCCAGCUGCAAAUGUAAAUGUUGCUGUUAUGCAAUUGAUUCCAUUAAAACGACCAUUAGUCGAUGUUAGUUAUGAUCUCUUAGACAAAGUGACUCGAACUGCAUUUCAUACACGAAAUAAAAAAAUGGGAAUGACUAUGACAUCUCUCUUUCAUCAAGAGACUUGUGAUGAAGAUACACGUGAAUUAUUACAUCGUGCUCAUUUAAAAUCAGAUACAAAGUGUUUAACAUUAACUGUUGAAGAAUUUGGUCAACUUGCACAAAUUUAUGGUGAUAUUAUUAGUCGACCUCGACCAAUACAUGAACAAAUUGAUAAAAAAAUCAAUGAAAAAGAACUGACAUUUGAAUUAGGUGAAACUUAUGUUCGAUCUAAAAAACUUGAAACAAAGAAAAAAUCAAAAAAAGAUUGGGAUGAUUAA